This is a messenger RNA of Dentiscutata erythropus, 284 nucleotides long. The record is from the annotation of a GenBank genome assembly. Lineage: Eukaryota; Fungi; Glomeromycota; Glomeromycetes; Diversisporales; Gigasporaceae.
AUCAAGCUACAAUCAACAUAAGUAUAGAUCAAGCUACAAUUAAUGUGAGCAUGAAUCAAGCUACAACCGACAUGAGCAUAGAUCAAGUUGCAACUGAUAAAGACUAUGAAAAGUAUAGCCUACAACUUCAAGCUGCUAUUGAGAAGCUUGCUAAAAAAUAUGGUACUGCAAAAGCUAAAUCUAUCCUAGCACUGACAUCUUUUCUCUAUAAUAUGAAUUAUGAUACUGAUCUACUUGUAUAUGUAAAGAGUGGUGCUAAAAUUCUAUACAAGUUAAAUCUGUGA